AAUAUCAUGUUCUCUCAUCUUGCGCUCAUCUCUCAAACUAUAACACAAGAAUAAACAAAACAAGUCUUCGUCUUCUUGUUAUUAGUCAUGGACGUCGUGAGACCAACGGUUGAGAUUCCACCUCGAAAACUUCUAUUGUCCUCCAAGUCUUUUUCAGGGGAGGCUUCCCCUCGUUCUUCGCCGCGUAAACAUAACUGGAACAACAAGAGCAACAAGAUCUCUACAUCUGAACAAGGAGAGGACAGCUUCAACGAAGACAACACCAACAACAACAAAGAUACUAAAGAGUAUUGUUAUGAUUCCGACACCGAUGAUCCUUACGCGAGCGACCAUUUCCGUAUGUUCGAAUUCAAGAUCCGACGUUGCACCCGUAGCCGAAGCCACGACUGGACUGACUGUCCCUUUGCUCAUCCCGGAGAGAAAGCUCGCCGCCGUGAUCCUCGUAGGUUUCAAUACUCGGGUGAGGUUUGUCCCGAGUUUCGUCGUGGUGGUGAUUGUAGCCGUGGAGAUGACUGUGAGUUUGCUCAUGGAGUCUUUGAGUGUUGGCUCCAUCCUAUUCGUUACCGUACUGAGGCUUGUAAAGAUGGUAAACACUGUAAGAGAAAAGUAUGUUUCUUCGCUCAUUCGCCACGUCAGCUUAGGGUUCUUCCGCCGGAAAAUGAUUCCGGCGGCUCAUCAGCCUCUGCGUCUCCUGCCAAGAAUCAGAAUCCUUGCUGUUUGUUUUGUAGCGGUUCUCCGACGAGUACUCUUUUGGGUAACUUGUCUCAUCUUUCUCGAUCUCCCUCCUCAUCUCCACCUCUUUCUCCGGCUCACAAAGCUGCUGCCUUCUCACGGCUGAGGAGCUGCGCCGCUUCUGCUGCAGCCGCUGGAUCGGUUAACUAUAAAGAUGUUUUAAACGACCUUGUUAAUUCGUUGGAUUCUAUUACCCUAGCGGAAGCCUUGCAGGUGAGUUCCCCUUCUCCUUCGCCUGUUUCUGCGGCAGCUGCGGCGUUUGCAAACGCCUCGUCCUGCGGUUUGAGCACUCAGCGUCUCCAUAUCCAACAACAGCAACAAAGCAGUCCGUUACAAUUCGCCCUCUCGCCUUCCACUCCAAGUUACCUAGCCAACUCACCUAGGGCAAGCUUCUUCAGCGAUGAUUACACUCCUCGCCAGCGAGAAGUGAAUGAGUUUACACCUGCGGCGGUUAGGGACAAGACUAGGUUUGAGGAUGGUUCUUGUGGCGACCCUGAUAUUGGAUGGGUGAAUGAUCUCUUGACUUGAUAGAUCCACGAAUGUAUAUUCUGGUGGAGAUUAAUUUACGUUCAUGAAUCAUGGGGAAAAAUGAUCAGUGUCAACGGUUCCCUCAGUAUGCAUGGAGGGAUUGUUGUUGAAAUUUGUUUUCGAGAUUUUAUUGUUCUACGGAUCUCCAGGAGAGCUAAUUAAGAAUCGUCUGUAUUGUCUUUGUUUCUAGAAUUAUAUCUUUUUGGUUGGAUUUUACCCAAUAAUAUGUUUGAACUUGUAUCAUGUGGACUCGGAUUGUAUAAUGUUUCACUAUUUCUAUGAAUAUUUUCGCUUCGGUGUA
This is a messenger RNA of Brassica napus (rape), 1561 nucleotides long. RefSeq names its product zinc finger CCCH domain-containing protein 2-like. Gene Ontology annotation, molecular function: metal ion binding. Bases 88 to 1260 code for a protein of 390 amino acids. The record is from RefSeq and is a predicted model, not a curated record. The transcript has a single exon. Lineage: Eukaryota; Viridiplantae; Streptophyta; Magnoliopsida; Brassicales; Brassicaceae.